UUUUAGUUGAGGGCGUCUGUAAUACUUUUCUAAACCUCUUGGAUAGGCCUCCCCCUAUGUCCGCGAAACUUCCGGGCGGAAGAUAUGAAUUUUCUUUUCUACAUUAUUUUUUAAAUGGUUAGCAGGAGUAGAUAGGUUUUAUAAAAUCCUUGAUAACAAUGGAUUCUAUGCAAUUGUCACCAUCUUGUUUGCUCCUUUAUCAAGAUGACAGUUUAGUUUGUAGCUAUGCUGAUGGGACAAACCUGGAAUUGUCACCUUGUGGCUCUGCAUUUAUACACACACAAGCACAUCCCUCACCUGGUGUUCACCCUUUGCUGAACACACGGAAAGGGGCAAUACGCCAGAGAACUGCUUUCGUAACUAGUGAACACAAAACUAAAGUCCAAUAUGCAAUGGACAUCAGGAAUCGUUUUGCUGCACGUCCCUACGUUACGAGCAACCUGCUACAUGAUACUGAUUAUAUACUAGAAACCUAUGCUGAUAUUAAAGAGGUCAAUUGGUCUCCAAAAUUAGAUGAGCAACACGUUGAUGUUUUGGACAAUGGUGGAGUGCGUAUACGCUCUCUUGAUGAAUGUGCUUCUUUGAUAAUUUCAGCUAAUGAGCAUGACCUCAGCAUUGAGUACCUCUGUAAAAUCAGUAACAGAGUUGUUGAUAAUCGUAGAGAAAACAUUAGGAAUACUAUCUGUGAGGAUUCUCAAAGACAUUGUGACAGAAAUCAUGCAGGAAUAUUUGGUUCAGGUGCAACUGCUGUUAGAAAUGAUUCAUGUGCAACUCAUGACACUGUAAAACAAAAAACCAUACAGUUUGCUUAUGUAUGGAUGAUCCAGCAUCUGUCAGUUAAACACUGCCCUUUUGAGUGGCAACAUCCCUUACAGCUUGUAAAGAAAUUUAAACAUAUGAGAGUAAUUGGAAAGAAAAAAAAUAAUAAUGAAUGUCCUCUUCAAGAAGAGAAUGAAAUUGAUACAGAAACGAAUGCAUCAAUAGAAAACUGUCUGGGAUCUUCGGCUUCUGUCAUAAGUGACGAAGAUGAUGAUAAUGAGAAAGAAAGGCAGAUGAAACACCAUUUUCUAGAAAAUUCUUUCUCUGCCAAUAGAAAUGUCCCCAAAACUAUACCUGCUGCAGUUGUGGAUUGCACAUUUGUGAAUUCUGUAAAGAUGCAUUUACCAGAUCAUUUACCAACAACAUGCAGUAACCCUCAACUUCACCACUGGAGGAACAUUUCAAGUACACAACAGUUAAGUGAGAAUGUGGAUUUUGAUGCUCUAGUCAAAACACCUAAUUGUCCUCUAAAAAUGAUGAUUGCCAAUGGUGUUAUAUACAGAUUCUUCUUGAAACCUGUGAAGUCGGCUGAAAUUUAUCCUGGGGAUGGAUCAGUCAUCACAUUGCAGGACUCCAGAGGGCAGUAUUUCACACAUACAGUGGUCAACAAGGAUGGUUUAACUACUGACAAGAUGUUCAAGGUCAACAAUCAAACACUGCUGAGUAGCAAUUCACCUCAGGCUGCCCUAAUUAGGAUGGUCAACAAAGCUUUCAGAUUGUUGAGUGUUAUGCCUUACAGUAAAAACAGUUCCACGGAGGUUUGUUGGAAGAUUUUGGAACCACCGGUGCAAAUAGAAAAAAAACAACUGGCAGUCAUUAUAGAAGAGACCACUGUCCCUGGUCUAGGUUACUUUACCGCCUUUUUAGAUGGUCGUAUAAGGAUAGUGUUUGCAGAUCGCACAAUAUUGAACAUGGAAGCAGAUGACCACAAGGUCAUGAGGUAUUUGUCAGAUGCGCAUUUGCCGUAUGAAGGAAGAGUCCGUGCACCUAAUAAAACAUGUGAAAUUAUUCUACCAAGUGGACGCAAAAGGAACAUUUCCACACAGAACCCAACUCAGGAAUUUUCAUGGUAUGUGAAUUUGGCACUUGAGUGGGCAGAAUGGCUUCACACGUAUCAAAAGAGUUCACCAGAAUUCAGUGAAGAAAGUCACAAAGACGGACACAGAAUGGUACGAAUGGAGUUGGAGAAAUUGAAAUGUUUCAACUAUAUACUCGACAAUUCAAACAUCAUUGGUGCAAGAAUGGAGAACGGAAUUAAAUCUAGUGAAGUAGAGACAAAGGAUCAGACAGAAAAUUGCAUCGGCGGUAUAAAAAGCGAUAUUCUAUCUGAACGUCAACAGUGUCUUCCCAUUCGGUCUGCAGUAGAUCCAACCGAAGUACGUACUUUAUUACAUAAAACAUCACUGGUCAUUGGAGGUAUCGAUAGCCUACUGCUUAAAAAAUGAUGUCCAUGUUUGGUAUAAAGUUCACCCUCCAACUCAAGACUAUUCUAAUUCGAGACCACAUUUUCAAAGUACUGUGCCCACUAACAAUCUUCAAUCUUAUAACAAAGCCAACCUUCUAAUUAUAGGUUGAACCCAGAGACCUCCUAAUUUUCAGAUUCCAAAAGUAUCUUGAAUUGGAGGGUGAACUGGUUUUAUAUUUUUUCCAGCGAUAUUGCUUCAACAAAAAUAAAAAGUUAUAAUCAAAUAAUUCUAAUAAUAAAGAAGCUAAUGACUUUAUUCAAUGUACAUUGUAAUUAUAUUUUAUUUACAUAUUUUCUUAACUUCCUAUUAGACGUACCAUAGUUUCUUUUUAAAACCCAUAAAAGUGUUUAAAGAUAUUAAUAUGGUUUUAUAAUAUCUACAUUAUCAUCAUUAUGUAAAUUAUCUGCCCUGAUUCGUGUAAUGAAUAUCAAAGUAUUAAUUCUAAUAUUGUUUAUCACUAAAGUGCUUUUAAGGUUUUGAUGAAAAUUCGUAUAAACAAGUUGGUGAAAAUUUGGUGAAACCAGGUUAUAACCCACAUAAAAUAAUUACAAUACGUUUGCAUCAAUUUGUGAACAGAAAACUAUUCGGAAUGAAUUUUCAAAUGUUUUCGAGUAAAAAACACGACAUUUUUUAACGCUCAGUGGCCUUUCCAGUAAUCUGAUAACAAGAAUAUUGUCUUUCGAUACUUAAUAUUGAAUUGAAUGUUUAGUUUUGUUGUUUAAAUCUGUGUCUAAUUUUUUAUACUGGUACCUCUGCAAAAAUUCUCUCAUAGAAAUUGUCUUUAUAUUAGGCUAGUAUGGUAAUCCGUAUAAACAUUAUUAUACAUAUCAAUUUUAUACUUUGUAAAUGAACCUUUUAUGUGUUAUAAACGAUGUUGAGUAGUUCUACUUAUACAGUAGGCCUACAGUAAGGUAGAGUUAUUGAUAGGCCCGCCCUGUAAUAAACUCAUCAAUAUUUAUUGCAGGUUUUUUUUUUUAUUAUUAUUUAUUUUUUUAUUUUGGCAGGUAAAUGCAAUAAAUUUUUAGUCAUGAUAUUCGUCAUUCUAGAAAUUCAGUCCCAAUACCUUGCGCCUCUCGUUAGUCUCCUCUAGGCCAUUCCUUUGUAUUCUCAGUGAGUAGAAUGAGUGAUUUAAAAUCGGUUAGUGUAUAGGAUCUUAAAAUUGGUUGGCAUUUUACUACGUUUUGUUAUUGUUAUCAUCCUCAUCAUCUUCAUCAUCAUCUGCGGGCUUGCAACAUCCAUAUUUAAAAUAAAUAUAAUUAAUUACAAGUUCAUAAUUAAUUUAUUUAAUGAAUCCUUUUACAUUAAUUGAUCUCUAACGCUUCUCAGUAUCAUGUGUGUUUAUGCAACAUCUUCUUAGACUUCUUAUUGUGCCUAUUAUUUCUUAGUAUUAGGCUAUUUUAUUUCAAUAUAAAAUGGCUGAAAAACUAAAUAAUAACAUCUAAAAAGGAGUUCAAUUCAAGUCAUACCCAUUAGGGUGGCGAUUGAUGAUGAUAUACAGUCACUUCCAUUAACGGCAAAAAUGUCACAUGAUGAUUAAUGGGCAUGAGACUACCGAUUAGCGUUUUAUUCUACUUUAAUAAACAAUUCAAUUUAACAAGAAGACCUUACAAUUUUUGCCGCUGUAAUCAACCCGACAAGAGAACCGAGUGUGGACAUCGUAUUCAGACUGCUAAUGUGAUCGAGAGAUAGGCCCACUCUCUUGACAUGUUUAUUACAAUGUAGACCUAUGCCAUAUUGUUGCUGUUGUUAAUGUUGCAACAAUGAUUAUAAAUAUACAAAAAGGCAGAUUUCUUAUGUACAAAACAUAAAUGUCAAUUAUAUACUUUACAUUAAGAACAUAUUUAAAAAGAAAAGAUUAGUGAAAUUGUUUCGAUUAAAAAUUAAGAAAAUAAAUAUAUAAAUAUAUAUGGACGCCUAGAUGCUGUACUGGCUGUUACGACAAUUUUUUUUUUUGCAAAAGGACAAUGGUGUUUAUUAUUAUUAUU
Anneissia japonica is the source of this 4270-nucleotide messenger RNA. RefSeq lists its product as uncharacterized. The transcript has 10 exons. NCBI's taxonomy places the organism in Eukaryota, Metazoa, Echinodermata, Crinoidea, Comatulida, Comatulidae. The record is from RefSeq and is a predicted model, not a curated record. Bases 159 to 2264 code for a protein of 701 amino acids.